AUGUUCUGUUUGUGCGGGGGGGUAGAUGCUGAGCUGACCUUUGAACCCAACUCAACCGCUCUAUAUUCUGGGGAGCACGUUAAUCUCACGUGUCACAUGAGAGAAUCAAAUGUCAGUGAGUGGUUUUAUGAGUUCAAGUGGAACGACAAGCCACUGGUUCCCAUCUCCUCCACUAACGUGCUCAGGAUUCCAGAGCUAACGCCCGACAGGAACGGGGAUUAUCAGUGCAUCGCUCACCACAACAGCUCAGAAGAGAACAAACGGAGCAACAGGGCCACUCUCUCUGUGUCAGCACACAGACCCAGAGCCACAGUGAGAGCAUCCAGGACGUCCAUCCCAGUGGGCGGCUCUCUGACUCUGACCUGCUCUGUGGAGGAGUCUGCGGGUUGGAGCUACGACUGGUUCACACGUUCCCCAGACGCUGAGGAAACCGCCAUCGCAACAAAUCCUGUGCAAAACUCUCUGAGCAUCUCACAGGGAGGCAGCUACUGGUGCAGGGGAAGAAGGACUCACUCAGAUUUCUGCUCAGAGAAGAGUCACGUGCAUCACAUCGACAGAACCUUGUCACACAGCAGCUUUGUCGUGCUGCAACACAACUGGACUCAGAUAUUCAGCGGUGAGACGAUCUCUGUCAGGUGUGAGAUCCAGGGAGGAGGAGACACCCAGUGGGAAUAUGAAUGGAGGACAACAAGCUCCCACCAACCAGUCACUGGUCCAGACACAGCUCCCACACACAGUGAAUACAGGCUGGGCACUGCCUCUGUUUUCCACAGUGGAGAGUACUGGUGUAAGGCCAGAGCGGACUGGUAUUCCUCAACAGAGUGGAGUGAGGCCUUCCAGCUGAGAGUAACACCCGAUAAACCCAGGCCCAGGCUGACUGCCGAUAGCACAACCAUCACAGGAAAGGGAAGCGUAGCACUGAGCUGCUCUGUGGAGAACCCGUCUGAGUGGAGAUACGACUGGUUCAGAAGAACCUCAGCCUCCUCUGCAGCUCAGAUCCUAAGAUAUAAUGAAACAGAUGAUGAAAUCAGCAUCUCAGAGGAAGGCUUCUACAGCUGCAGAGGACGGAGAGGAGACACAACCUUCCUCACAGAGGACAGCAACCGAGUCACAAUAGAGAACAGAGUUUCCCACAAGGCGUCUGUGGCCCUGCAGCCUGACUGGUCUCUGGUCUUCAGCGGUGAGACGAUCACUGUCCGGUGUGAGGUCCCUGCAGAUGUCCUGACUGAGUGGGAGUAUGAAUGGACCAAACCCAACUCAACUACGGUUCCAACACACAAUGAAUACAGGAUUGUCAAUGCGUCCUCGUCCGACAGUGGAAGCUACAGGUGUUUGGCUAAAGACAAGAAGAACUUGAAUUCCACGACCGAGUGGAGCGAUGACGUCACAUUAACAGUUUCUGAAAGACCAGCGGCUAACCUGAGUGCUGACCACAGCGCCUUUCCAGUAGCGGGCAGUGUGCUCCUGACCUGCUCCGUGGGCCCAGCAUCACCUGGAUGGAAGUAUUAUUGGUACAGAGGUGAGAAAACCUCUGAGCCCCUGACGGAUGAGGAUUUCAAGUCAAAUGGACAAAGUGCUCGUGCCUCACGUGAAGGACUGUACUGGUGCAGAGGAGGAAGAGGAGAUCCAGUUCACUACACCCAGUACAGUAACUCAGUCAGGAUUCAUGGAAUCGUCCACAACAGAGCUGCUGCGACUCUUCAACCCAACUGGCCGAACAGAUACAGAGGAGAAGCCGUCACCCUGAGGUGUGAGAUCCAGGGAGGAGACUCUGAGUGGGAGUAUGAAUGGACAGCAACCAGCUCACAUGCACCUCCCAACACAAAGGAGUUCAGGAUCAGUCUGGGGUCAGAUCUGAGCGGCAGCUACUGGUGUCAGGGCCGACUGAAAGGUGCACGGCAGAACUCCACAGGAUGGAGUGUUCCCCUCACAUUGUCUAACGCGGCUGCACCACGACCUGUCGUCACUGUGUCUCCGUCAUGGCUGACUCCUGGAGCCUCCGUGACUCUCACCUGUGGGGGGGGUCCACGUCCCACUGCAGGGUGGAGGUUCUACUGGUACAGACCAAUUCCUUCCGACUUCAGUUAUGAGCUGCUCCCAGGAAGCGACGGAGGAACUGAACAAAACUCCUUCGUCAUCCGAGGCCUGACGGAGUCAGCAGGUUAUGCAUGUCGAGCUGGAAGAGGAGACCCCGUGUUUUACACUGAGUACAGUGAGACAAAGUGGGUGUGGUCUGUAGAUUCCAAUUCGUCAGUGUCUCUCAAAGUGAGUCCGGACAGAGUGCAGCAGCAGUCCUAUCAUGACCAAGUCCGUCUGAACUGCAAGGGAAACUCUGAUAAGUGGAGAUUGUGGAGGUUUAAUAGAGACGAAGCAGGAUUCACAGAGUGCGAGUCUCAGGAGAGAACCCCAAGCUUCACAUGGCCCACGGAGCAUUAUUUUCCUUCUGGAGUUUACUGGUGUGGAUCUGGAUCAGAGAUCAGCAACGCAGUCAACAUCUCUUCAGUUCAAGGUCCUGUUCUCCUGGAGAGCCCUGCCCGUCCUGUGACUGAGGGACAGUCCGUUACUCUCAGCUGCUCAUGGUUCAGUAGAACAAACCUCUAUUCCAACUUCUCUUUCUACAAAAAUGAUGAACUCCUCCAAAGUGAUGUCAGAUGGGAACUGGAAAUCUCAGUUGUGUCAAAGGCAGAUGAAGGUUUCUACAAGUGUGAACAUCAAGGAGACUUCUCAGAGGAGACGGCUGCACCACGACCUGUCGUCACUGUGUCUCCGUCAUGGCUGACUCCUGGAGCCUCCGUGACUCUCACCUGUGGGGGGGGUCCACAUCCCACUGCAGGGGGGAGGUUCUACUGUUAUGAGCUGCUCCCAGGAAGCGACGGAGGAACUGAACAAAACUCCUUCGUCAUCCGAGGCCUGACGGAGUCAGCAGGUUAUGCAUGUCGAGCUGGAAGAGGAGACCCCGUGUUUUACACUGAGUACAGUGAGACAAAGUGGGUGUGGUCUGUAGGGCUGACCUGA
Limanda limanda (common dab) is the source of this 3015-nucleotide messenger RNA. RefSeq names its product basement membrane-specific heparan sulfate proteoglycan core protein-like. Bases 1 to 3015 code for a protein of 1004 amino acids. The record is from RefSeq and is a predicted model, not a curated record. Gene Ontology annotation, molecular function: transmembrane signaling receptor activity. NCBI's taxonomy places the organism in Eukaryota, Metazoa, Chordata, Actinopteri, Pleuronectiformes, Pleuronectidae. The transcript is spliced from 14 exons. Gene Ontology annotation, biological process: cell surface receptor signaling pathway.